CUUUGCUGGUGGUCAAGCUCGAAUGGCCUUGUAUUUCCUGCUCUGCCAGUCUGCCGUUCAAAACACUCGCAAAUCUAACGCUCGUUGUUCAACCAUUCUCCACCAGAAACCCAAAUCGAUCCAAUCCGGGAAACCCCCGCUCCCCCGCUCCUUCUCCUCCAUGGAUCAAAACCCGAGAUCCGCAGGCGUCCUGGACUCUCUUGGUGAAGAAAUCAUCAGAAUCAUAGCACCAGUUUCCGCCUGCAUGUUCAUGGUGGUCCUUCUGGUAAGCGUUCUCAACUCUUCCUCAUCCUCAUCAUCGCCAUACGUCAGCACCAUAGCUACCAUGGCUUACGCCGAAACUAGCUCAGACUCGUCCUGGGACAAAUUCACAGGCGCCUUUUUGAAUUCUCUGGUGUUCGUGGCUGUUGUCACUGUCGUUACCUUCAUCCUGGUGCUCUUAUUUUAUCUGAGAUGCACCAGAUUUCUUAAACUGUAUAUGGGUUUCUCCGCAUUUGUUGUGUUGGGCUUUAUGGGCGGUGAAAUUGCCCUGUUUCUUAUCGGAGAUUUCAAUUUUCCCCUUGAUUGCAUCACAUUUUUUGUGGUUUUGUAUAAUUUUGCGGCUGUCGGUGUUGCGGCUGUGUUCAUGUCAAAAAUGGCAAUUUUUGUGACGCAAGCGUAUUUGGUUGUUAUUGGGAUGUUGGUUGCUUAUUGGUUUACUCUUUUACCUGAAUGGACUACUUGGAUGCUUUUGGUUGCCAUGGCAUUGUAUGAUCUUGCAGCAGUUUUGCUGCCCGGAGGGCCUUUAAGACUCUUGGUUGAGCUUGCAAUAUCAAGGGAUGAAGAUAUUCCCGCAUUAGUUUACGAGGCUAGGCCACUUACUUCUCACAGUUCGGGCCCAAAUGGUCGUGUAGUUCAGAGGAGGGUUUGGAGAAGAAGGGGUAUUGAAUCUGGUUUGGGUGAGAAUGUAGAUUCAAAUUCUGGGUUUGACUCAGAAUCUGGUGCUAGAUCUGUUUUGGCCUCAAAUUCAACUGCAGGGACCAUUUCUGUUGGAAGUGAGCAACAUGACACUGGAUUGCUGAUUGCUGAAGAGGGGCGAGUUACGGGGAGGGAUUCUGAGCUUUCUGCGCCACUGAUGGACUCCAGAAUGAUUGUUGUGCAACAUGGACAAGAAGAACCUGUCUCUGGUGAAAAUUUGGUUCUUGAGGGAAUUGGAUUGGGGUCUUCUGGUGCCAUCAAGCUGGGGCUGGGAGACUUUAUUUUCUACAGCGUGCUAGUUGGUAGAGCAGCAAUGUAUGAUCUUAUGACAGUUUAUGCAUGCUACCUUGCAAUUAUAGCUGGUCUUGGUAUUACUCUGCUGCUACUUGCUUUUUAUCAGAAAGCUUUGCCAGCACUUCCUGUGUCUGUUAUGCUAGGUGUGUUGUUCUAUUUCUUGACUCGGAUCUUACUUGAAGUUUUUGUUGUACAGUGUUCUAUGAACCUAUUGUUGUUCUAAAGCAUGACUAAUUUUAUUGGAGUUUGAUACUUGGUGACAGAA
Molecule: messenger RNA, 1516 nt
Organism: Malania oleifera
Lineage: Eukaryota; Viridiplantae; Streptophyta; Magnoliopsida; Santalales; Ximeniaceae
Product: presenilin-like protein At2g29900
Exons: 1
Coding region: 23-1474 (483 amino acids)
Biological process (GO): protein processing
Cellular component (GO): nucleus; membrane
Molecular function (GO): aspartic endopeptidase activity, intramembrane cleaving
Source: RefSeq, a predicted model, not a curated record